Metopolophium dirhodum (rose-grain aphid) is the source of this 861-nucleotide messenger RNA. RefSeq names its product E3 SUMO-protein ligase ZBED1-like. Bases 1 to 861 code for a protein of 286 amino acids. NCBI's taxonomy places the organism in Eukaryota, Metazoa, Arthropoda, Insecta, Hemiptera, Aphididae. Gene Ontology annotation, molecular function: protein dimerization activity. The transcript has 4 exons. The record is from RefSeq and is a predicted model, not a curated record.
AUGAUUCGUGCCAGAAAAGUGUCUACUCAUUUUCACCAUUCAUCAUCUGCCACUGAUAAACUUAAGUCUAUUCAAAUUGAACUUGGCACUCACCCUAAGAAACUUAUUCAGGACAUUUGCACUAAGUGGAAUUCCAGUUUUUAUAUGUUGGAACGAUUGUUACAAUUAAAAACUGCCAUUUUAGUAUAUAUAAGUGAUGUUGAAUCAACACUUCUGACUUUUAACCCCAAUGAUUGGUUAUUAAUGGAAUCAUUAAUACAUUUACUAAAGCCUUUUGAGGAGUUCACCAAACAUACUUUUUUGAAUCGACCUAACACUUCUCAUUUUGGAGUUGGAACUACUAAGGAUAUUAUGCUCACUCGUCUUUCAAAGCGUUUUGAAAAAGUAAUCAAAGAUGACAACCUUAUUAUAGCCACGUUUUUGGAUCCAAGUACUUAUAUAUCUGCAGUAGAAAAUUUGAAUGCUGGAAAUAGAGAGUCAUUAUGGGAUUUUUAUAAAGAAAUUGCAACAACAUCAAAUAUCGACCAAACUGAAGAACCUAUGUCUCUUAACUAUACAGAUUUGGAUGACUACCAUAAUUUCAAUAAGGAUCUAGUUGUCGAAUUUGAAAAAUAUUGUAAUAUGCAAUGUGUUUCGAUUGAUGAAGAUCCAUUAAGUUGGUGGAAAAUAAAUGUUAAAAGUUUUCCAUUGAUUGGAAAUAAAUUACUAUUACAAAAAUAUUUAUCAGUGCCAGCAUCCAGUGUUUAUUCUGAGAGGUCGUUCUCAGAGGCAGGAUUAGUAUAUGAAGCUAAAAGAAAUAGACUUCAGCCUCAAAAUGCUGAACAACUUUUGUUUCUUCAUCAUAAUAUAAACAAAUUUUAA